AUGCAGACAUACUCUGUAGAUAUCUUCCACUCGUUCAAUGGCGCAAACGACCAGAAAAGUAUAAAGCCUUAUCUUCUUCUUCCUCCUUUCUCCAUCGUCCCUUGGCCGUUUGGUGCCACUCUAAUGGCUUCCACUCAUAUUCCCUCCCUCUCAUCCCUGAUCCCUCUUCUUCAAUCCAACCGUUUCUGCAGCAAACCACCAUUAGCAGUCUUCACCCUGAUCACACAAAAGAGUCGAAACCCACCAGCAAUCAGACCCAUAAACUGCAGCAGCACCACCAACGGCGCCGCAGCAAACUCAGAGCUCAACGAGACCUCCCUCGACAACGCAACCACAACAGCCAACGGCUCGCUCCCGGAACCCGCACUUCCCUUCUCCACGACACUAAACAACAGCAACUUCCCCAUCGAGAAGCGGCGGAGGUCGGAGAUCCUCAGGGAGAGAAGGAAGAGCCAGAGCGAUCUGCUGAAGCCGGACGGGCCGCCCCCGAACUACGAGGUCGGAUGGAGGAGGACGAAAGAGAUCAAGGUGGAGAAACCAGUAGGGUACAUGAUAAUGGAUUUCCUGGAGAAGCUGGAAGGGCUAAUGGAGAGGGAGUUCGGCUCCACUCAGCUGCUGGCCAAGGUCGGGGAGAUAGUGGCAGAGAGGGCAAGGGAAGAGGCCGAGUUGCUCAAGGAUGAAGGCAAAGUGGAAGAGAGGAUGGUCACUGAGCUGUUCAGAGUUUUGAGGCUGAUGGAGAUGGAUUUGGCCAUGGUGAAAGCUGCUGUGAAGGAGGAGACUCUGGAGGAGAGGCUGGAGCAGGCUAAAGCUAGGUGCAGGCAGGCUAUUCUUGUUGCCAAUUCCUUUUGA
Linum tenue is the source of this 849-nucleotide messenger RNA. The record is from the annotation of a GenBank genome assembly. Lineage: Eukaryota; Viridiplantae; Streptophyta; Magnoliopsida; Malpighiales; Linaceae.